Geodia barretti is the source of this 213-nucleotide messenger RNA. NCBI's taxonomy places the organism in Eukaryota, Metazoa, Porifera, Demospongiae, Tetractinellida, Geodiidae. The record is from the annotation of a GenBank genome assembly.
AUGUCACGAGUCUGUACUAUCUGUAGCAAACGUCCAAUGACAGGCAACCAGAUUAGUAAAUCACGGCGGCAUACAAAACGGCGUUGGUUUCCAAAUCUUCAACGGGUCCGGGUUCAAACUGCGGAAGGAACGAGACGGAUUCGCAUUUGCACGAAAUGUCUACGGAGCGGAAAAGUCGCUAAAGUUAUUUCAAGGAUGCCGGCACUGGUAUAG